Oryza sativa Japonica Group (Japanese rice) is the source of this 1730-nucleotide messenger RNA. Its product is annotated as ethylene-responsive transcription factor ERF008. Lineage: Eukaryota; Viridiplantae; Streptophyta; Magnoliopsida; Poales; Poaceae. The record is from RefSeq and is a predicted model, not a curated record. Gene Ontology annotation, molecular function: DNA-binding transcription factor activity; DNA binding. Gene Ontology annotation, biological process: regulation of DNA-templated transcription.
UGCAACUCCUUCUGUAUUUCCAAAAAUGAACGAAGUUAAAACCCGAUUCAAAUACGAAUCUAUAUUUCCAAAAGCGAACGAACUUAAAACUGAUUUAUACACGGAUGACGUACCAAAGCACCGGUAAAAACAUCUUUAAUUUUUAUAAUAUUAGAGAUUUUAAGAAGACCAAGGAUAUGUUGACAGGAGUUUCCUGGUAGCUUUAGUUUCUCUCACAUCAAAAGCACUCCCAAACAGUCUAACUUUUCAACUAGACUAUGAGAAACUAUAGGUACAACACCUAGAAAAUAAACUAGAAACUAGAAAUUAGACAUCUUAAAAUUCCCAAAAAAGGUCAGAAGCUAGCUACCAAUCCGUUAUUUCUUAGAAUUUUUUUUAAGUUUCCCCGAACAUAAACAUAAAACCUUAAAAAGUGAGAAGCUUGGUUUCAUAAUUCUAACCACCCGCUUCUAAAAUUUUAAAAGUUUAAAUGAAAAUCAGAAGGUAGGUGUUCCAUUAUCGUUAGCUGGAUUUUCACAUUAGAAUGUAAAAUAAAGCUUUCUUCCUACACAGACCCCAAGCUCGUGUCUUGCAGGUAGUAGCCAUCACGUGCGUGAAUAUGCCAUGUGCUGGUUGACCAAACAAUGCUAGUAGUGUGCCCUCGCAUGCAUGCUCAACGAAUACAAUAUAAUAAUGCCUAGGAGUGGUAUUCUUUAUGCCCGAGUCGAGAAGGUCAGCGCUGACCUCGCGGAACCUAUAAAUGGUGGACGCGGCGGAGACACAACACACACUCGCCGUCUUGUCUUGACGCCGCCGAGAACGAACGAGCUCGAGCUCAGAGUGAUCUCAGAUCGUCGUCGCGGUCAGCGCCGACGACGAGCAAGCUUCGCCGGAGGGGGAAGACGGUACGUACAUGGGCCGGGUGGCGGCGAGCGGCGGCGGCGGCGGCGGAGGGGAGAUGAUGAGGUACAGGGGCGUGCGGCGGCGGCGGUGGGGGAAGUGGGUGUCGGAGAUCCGGGUGCCCGGGACGCGGGAGCGCCUGUGGCUCGGCUCCUACGCCACCGCCGAGGCCGCCGCCGUCGCGCACGACGCCGCCGUCUGCCUCCUCCGGCUCGGCGGCGGCCGCCGCGCCGCCGCAGGCGGAGGCGGCGGGCUCAACUUCCCCGCCCGCGCGCUCGCCGCGGCGGCGGCCGCCUCCUCCUACGGCGGCGCCGGCGGUCUCCUGUCCCCGCGCUCCGUGCAGCGCGUGGCGUCCGACGCCGGCAUGGCCGCCGACGCGCAGCUCGUGGACCUGCGCCGCGACCACCCGCCCGCCGCCGCCGCCGCCUCAUCCUCCGGCAGCGGCGUGGCGGGAGACGGUGCAAGAAAGCAAGGGACACGUGGCGAGGUUAGCGACACGUAUUGGUGUAGGAAUGGAGAGGAUGGGAGCAGAAGCCGGAGCUCCGGGAGUGAGGAGCUCAUUGUUUACGAGGGCUUAAGUGUAGAUGACAUGGAAAUUUUGAUGUAAACAGUGAUUAUUUUAUUAAUAUGAAGAUGUAAAACUCAUUCUUUACUAGCUAGUACUUCCUCCGUUUCACAAUCUAAGUCAUUCUAUCAUUUUUCACAUAUAUCAAUAUGAAUGUGGGAAAUGCUAAAAUGACUUACAUUGUGAAACAGAUAGAGUACUAUAAACUAAUAAAUGCCGCAUAAUAGAGAAUAUUUUGUCAAAGGAAAGGAUAUUUUUCCUUCAGCUUAGAUUUGUGGAUACAUUA